This is a messenger RNA of Aspergillus tanneri, 2427 nucleotides long. It is a transcript of the gene ORC1, whose product is annotated as origin recognition complex subunit 1. NCBI's taxonomy places the organism in Eukaryota, Fungi, Ascomycota, Eurotiomycetes, Eurotiales, Aspergillaceae. The coding region runs from base 1 to 2427 and encodes 808 amino acids. Gene Ontology annotation, biological process: mitotic DNA replication checkpoint signaling; DNA replication initiation. Gene Ontology annotation, molecular function: DNA replication origin binding; ATP hydrolysis activity; chromatin binding. The transcript is spliced from 3 exons. Gene Ontology annotation, cellular component: nuclear origin of replication recognition complex. The record is from RefSeq and is a predicted model, not a curated record.
AUGGCUCUAGACCCCACAGACGAAAAUGAGCGUUUGCCAUCUCGCAGACGAAGUCUUCGAAAGCGUGCUCAGCAAUGGAUGACCAAAGGGGCCCUUGUCCGGGACGACUCUGAUGAUGAGCUUGGCGAUGAGGACCACCCAUGGCACUGGAUAUAUGACACAGAUCUUGCAGAAAAUAUGGAUGAGGAUGCUAGGACUGGGUCUGUGGAAAACACACCGAAGUCAGGCACGAGACGCUCAUCUCGCACUGCUGGAAAGUCCCGACGAAAAAUUGUUGGAGCCCGGAUGGGCGUAUUCGAAUGCCGAUUAGGCCAGGUAGUUCUGCUCAGGUCUCCAGAGCCUGGAAAAGACUGGGUUGGGAUUAUCACCGAGUUCCUGGAGGAGGAUGACGAAGAUGUCGACGGAGAGGUCAUCAAGUCGGCUAACAUCAUGUGGUUUGCUUCUCCGGAUGAGUUCAUGUCGACAAGAAACAAACGACGGGCGGACGCAUUGCCCAAUGAACAGUAUCUGACAGCAGAUUUCAACGUGAAUCCUCUGACAUCGAUCAAUGGUAAAGCGACGGUGAUGUCGAAAGAUGUCUUCUAUGCCACAUAUCCAAACGGUGACCCUCCGAAGGGCAAGGAUGCACUGGCGGAAUAUAACAAGUGCAUUGUCUGCCGACGAGGGGUAAACCAGCUCCAGGGACGGUAUACGGCGGAGUUUGUAUGGGAACAAGUGUACCGAGAGGACCAAAUUUUCACCCUCAUUGAUAUGAUCAAAAAUGGGUUGAAAUCAGCCAAGAAGCGCAAACACGGUGACUAUGAUUAUGUGGAUGUUAAUGAGGACAAAGAAGAUGAUGACUUUACGCCCACUACUCCACGAAAAAGGCAAAAAGUAGGUUCACAGGCUGCCACUCCACAGUCACGACGCCAGAAGCCUCUCACGACCCCAACACACAGAAGGAUUGUUGUAAAGAAACCACUUGAAUUUACGCCUCUUGGAACUCGCGUUCUCUCCCCUUCCCAUUUCGCUUCUCCCUACCGCCAGGCACGCAAUCUCCUGCAUGUUUCUACAGUUCCCACGUCAUUGCCAUGCCGAAAGACAGAGUUUGACACUGUCUAUAGUCACCUUAGCUCUGCAAUUAUGGAGGGAACUGGAACUUGCAUCUACAUCUCCGGAACACCGGGAACGGGUAAGACGGCCACAGUUCGUGAGGUGGUUGCGCAGCUGAAUGCUGCGGUUCUUGCGGAGGAGAUGGACGACUUCAUAUUCGUUGAAAUCAACGGGAUGAAAGUCACGGAUCCUCAUCAGUCAUACUCAUUGCUGUGGCAGGCCUUGAAAGGUGACCGCGUUUCCCCUUCUCAUGCACUUGAUCUCCUCGAAAGAGAAUUUUCACACCCAUCGCCUCGACGGGUGUCAUGUGUCGUCCUCAUGGAUGAACUGGACCAACUGGUCACCAAGAACCAGUCUGUGAUGUACAACUUCUUCAAUUGGCCGGCCCUACGCCAUUCCCGUCUCAUCGUGCUUGCUGUCGCAAACACCAUGGAUUUGCCCGAGCGAACUCUAAGUAACAAGAUUUCGAGCCGUCUGGGACUGACCCGCGUCACGUUUCCUGGCUACAAGCACACCGAUCUUAUGGAGAUUAUCAGCACUCGUCUGGCGAAUGUCCCAGGAAACAUUGUCGAUGCGGACGCUAUCCAGUUCGCCAGUCGAAAAGUGGCAGCCGUUAGUGGCGAUGCUCGGCGCGCAUUGGAUAUCUGUCGCCGUGCGGUCGAAAUCGCAGAACAGGCCAGUGAUGUCGCAGCCAAGGAAUCAGAUCAAGCCGACGCGGACGAGACCGAGUCCCUCCCCCCAACCCCGAGUAAGACUCCCGCGCGAAGGGAGAAGUCCACCAACAAACAAAAAUCCCUCCCAUCCAUAGCCGAAUCCCCUCAAAAAGGCUUACCCCAGAAACAAUCUUCUGGACACGUCACAAUUGCUACCAUCAAGCAAGCCAUCCAGGAGGCAACUUCAACACCGCUGCAACAGUCCCUUCGAUGCCUUCCUCUCUCCGCGAAGCUGUUCCUCGCCGCCCUUCUGGCUCGUGUCAAACGGACCGGUAUCUCCGAAUCAACUUUCGGCGAUGUCAUUGAUGAAGCCAAACGGAUCGCUGAUGCGGCCGUGGCCGUGGCAGGUGCAGCCGGCGCCGGGAUCAAGGAGUUCCUCCUUGCCGGCGGGAGCAGCGCAAGGGUAAAGUCUCUCGGCCUUGCAGCCAUAGAACUCAUGAACUCCGGUGUCCUAGUCCUAGAAUACGGAACAGGAUCCAAAGGUCCUCUAGGAAGCUCUACCGUAUCGAACAGAGGUGACCGAAGCGGCAAGAUAAGACUCAGAGUCGCACCGGAGGAUGUCAAAGCUGCAUUCCGAGAAGAUGUGGAAGCGAAGUCGCUAGGACUGGGGAUUGAUCAAUAA